Messenger RNA from Salvia miltiorrhiza (redroot sage), 971 nucleotides. RefSeq names its product CASP-like protein 2A1. Bases 172 to 741 code for a protein of 189 amino acids. The record is from RefSeq and is a predicted model, not a curated record. NCBI's taxonomy places the organism in Eukaryota, Viridiplantae, Streptophyta, Magnoliopsida, Lamiales, Lamiaceae. The transcript has 3 exons.
ACGAUGUGUAGAUGUUUAUAUGUGUUAAUUGUUAUCCUUGAUGCAUGGGGAAGUGUGGCGUACCAUAAUGAGCAUUUACUUCAGCAUCACCAAACCACACCUAAGCCCAUUAAUAAAGUAGCAGUAGCCUUUCUUCACAAAUCACAAUACUACCACACAUUUUAGCCAUCCAUGGGGAAAACUGAUGCAGCCGAGGACGACGGUGGAAGCCCCACCAUGCGCACGGCGGAGACGCUGCUGCGCAUCCUGCCCAUGGCCCUCUGUCUCGCCGCCCUCGUCAUCAUGCUCAAGGACUCUCAGACUAACGAAUACGGCACCUUGUCAUAUUCCGAUCUUGGGGCUUUCAGAUAUUUAGUGCACGCAAGUGGCGUUUGUGCCGGUUAUUCGCUUCUGUCGGCGGUUGUCGCGGCGGUGCCGCGGCCCUCCACCAUGUCUAGGGCUUGGGCCUUCUUUCUCCUUGACCAGCUGCUGACGUACAUAAUACUAGCGGCGGGGGCGAUAUCGACGGAGGUGGUGUACCUGGCUUACAAGGGCGACGCCUCCGUGACAUGGAGCGAGAGCUGCGGCGCCUACGGCGGGUUCUGUCGGAAGGCGACGGCGUCGAUCGCCCUCACGUUCAUCGUCACCCUUUGCUACGCAGGGCUCUCUCUCCUCUCUUCUUACAGACUCUUCAGCAAGUAUGAUGCACCCCUCGCUUACGCUUCUACCAAAGGAAUUGAGGCUGCCACCUUCAACGCCUAAUUUUUCUGCACACGUUAAAUCAUAAUAAAAUCAUGUUUUAUUCCCAUUAACGCCAAUUAAUUAAUGUGCAACUAAUAAAUUAAUGUCAUCAUUUUAGCUUUGUGGGUUUGGUUUUCUUGGUAUUAAUUUCGAUAACAUGUCUUUAGUAUAUUAUAUGUAUGAUCAGUAUGUGGAGUUGAUGCUCAAGCGUGAAACCAUUUUGAUAUAAAUUUGUGAUUUGAUAGGAUAAA